Molecule: messenger RNA, 2277 nt
Organism: Rotaria sp. Silwood1
Lineage: Eukaryota; Metazoa; Rotifera; Eurotatoria; Philodinida; Philodinidae
Source: the annotation of a GenBank genome assembly
AUGGCCACAUCAUCUACUUUGAUUCUUGAUUCAACAUCUAAUGUUACUGUUAAUAAAAAUAAAAAUAUCUCAACUCAUCAUUUAAAUCGUAGUAUUGAACGUGCACUUGAUGAAGCAAAUCAUACGGGUGAACUUAAUUUAAAUGGUCGUACACUUCGAGAAUUUCCUAAUUAUAAAUGUGAUCUUUCUGAUACAGUCAUUGCCGAUCUUUCUCGUAAUCGUUUUAUUGAAUUUCCACGUAUAUUAUGUUCAUUUUUUUCUCUUGAACGUUUAAAUCUUUAUCAUAAUGUAAUUAAAUCAAUACCAGAACAAAUUGUUCAAAAUCAUAUGUUACAAAUUCUUGAUUUAAGUCGAAAUCAACUUGCUUAUAUUCCACCAGCAUUAUGUAAAUUACCUAAUUUAGAAGUUUUGAUUAUUAAUAAUAAUAAACUUGUUUCAUUACCGGAAGAAAUUGGUCAAUUAGAACGAUUAAUUGAAUUAGAUAUCAGUUCAAAUGAUAUUACACAAUUACCCUAUCAAAUAGGAACAUUAUCAACACUUCGUACAUUAAAUAUUCGUCGAAAUAUGAUUAUUGAAUUACCAACAGAAUUAUGUGUAUUAAAAUUAACUCAUUUUGAUUGUUCAUAUAAUCGAAUUAUUCGUUUACCAUUAAAUUUACGUGAAAUGAAUAGUUUAAUUGAAUUUAAUGUUGAACAUAAUCCAUUAGAAAUUCCACCAGCUUCAAUUUGUACACUUGGUUUACUUCAUAUAAUGCGUUUUCUUCUUAUUGAAGCAAUGAAAGAAGAAAAACGACGUGGAAUUUUAACAGAACAUGAAAUUAAUGAAAAAUAUAAAAAUUCAUUUUCAUAUCAAACAUCUAGAAAUUUACAAUGUGGUACAAGAAUGCGAAAAACAGUAGUACCAUCUGAUUCAGGUUAUUUAACAACUGAAGGAAGUGAAAAAACCAUUGGUGAUGAUGAUUCUAUAUUAAGUAUAUCGAAUGAGCAUCCGCUUCGAAAUGAACCUACCCUUAUGCUUACAUUAGCUGAUGAAUUUUCUAAAGAAUUAGCCAGACAGAAAGCUGAAUAUGAAAGAAAAAAAUAUCAAGCCCAACAAUUAAAACGACAUUUAUUACAACAAUUAGGAGAAACAGAAAGUCAAAGAGCAAAAGCUCGUGAAGUAGCUCGACGAUUACAUGAUGAAAAAUUAGCUAAAAUGGAAAAACAACGUGAAGAUGCUCGACGUAAAAUGGAGAACAGUAAAAACAUGCAAUUAUUUAAUUUUUCAUCAAAAGAUGAUUAUCAAAAACCACGUUCAUGGUUAACAUCAAAUAAAACAACAUUAACUCGUCAAUUAUCGACUGAUGAGUCAACUACACCAAAAAAAAUUCUUAAUGAAACAAUAUUAAUUAAUUCAAUGAAUGAUAAAAACAUUAAUGAUAAUUCAUAUCAACGUUCAAUAUCAAUUGAAAAUGCAACUAUAGAUGAAUAUUUAAAACGAUCAAAUCGUGCAGCUAGUGUUGAACCUAAUUUAAUAUCCGGUGGAAAUGAUAUUAAACAUUUUUAUCAACAAAAAAUUUUACCUAAUGGUUCAACUAUACAAUAUGAUAGUACAAUAAUAACAAAUAGACAAUUCACUUUAAGUUCAGAAACAAUGGAUCAAUCAACUACAUCAUCACAAAGUUUAAUGGCAAGUCCGAACAAUGGUUAUACUCAAACGGAUAUAUCUGAUAAAUCAUUAUCACCACAACAUAAUCGAUUAACUAAAUUACGUUAUUUUGAUGAUCGUCAAAUAAAUUCUACUGUUGGAAAUGUACCUGGUUUUCAUAUGCAACCAAGAAUAACUUCCAUAACAAAUGGACAAUAUCAACAAUCGCCAUUAGAUAAUCCAGGAGUUAAUCCAGCAUUUACUAUACGCCGUCAUUUACUUCAAGCCAAAGAAGAUUAUAUGCUUAUAGAACAAAUGAAAAAGACGAUAGAGGAACGUGUGAAAGUGACGUUACCCGAUGAUAUUACUUAUGCAUUAAGUGAUGGUGUAGUACUAUGUCAUUUUAUCAAUCAAAUUCGACCACGUGCUGUACAAAGUAUUCAUGUGCCUUCACAAGCAGUUCCAAAAUUAUCUUUAGCUAAAUGUCGACGAAAUGUUGAAAAUUUCAUUGAAGCAAGUCGUCGUUUGGGUGUACCAGAGGCUGAUUUAUGUACUCCUCAAGAUAUAAUUGAAGAAAAAAAUACGGUGCGUUUAGCUCGUCAUAUUCAUUUAUUAGUUUCACCAGAAUCUUAUGAACAAACAAAUGUUUAA